Molecule: messenger RNA, 1670 nt
Organism: Populus euphratica (Euphrates poplar)
Lineage: Eukaryota; Viridiplantae; Streptophyta; Magnoliopsida; Malpighiales; Salicaceae
Product: mannose-1-phosphate guanyltransferase alpha-like
Exons: 15
Coding region: 302-1549 (415 amino acids)
Biological process (GO): biosynthetic process
Source: RefSeq, a predicted model, not a curated record
UCCAGGAAACUUACACACUGUUUGUUUCCUUUCACAGCUCAAAGAAUAUCUCUUUUACCACUUAUCACCCUCACUUCACUGCACUAGAUCUUAAAAAAACUAUACGUCCUUGUCGCCAAAAGGCAGCAAGAUAUUGGUGGGCUAUUUAUUAUUACUGAGAUGGAUUGAAUGGUGACAUGCUCUUAAUGUUGUUGUUGCUGUACGGUUGAGUAUUGCCUGUGUCCACAUACAUAAAAAUUUUAAACAGACAGGAGUUACUGAGGAAUUUGAGAUCCGGGGUUGCUGUUUUGAGUGGAAAAAUAUGGGAAGCUCUGAGGAGAGGGUUGUUGCUGUCAUCAUGGUCGGUGGACCUACUAAAGGCACUAGAUUCAGGCCAUUGUCAUUGGAUAUUCCAAAGCCUCUUUUUCCUCUAGCAGGACAACCAAUGGUUCACCAUCCAAUCUCUGCUUGUAAGAAGAUUCCAAACUUGACACAGAUCUAUCUCGUUGGUUUCUACGAGGAAAGAGAGUUUGCUUUGUAUGUUUCCUCAAUCUCGAAUGAGCUGAAAGUGUCUGUUAGAUAUUUGCGGGAAGAUAAGCCACAUGGUUCUGCUGGCGGGCUUUUUAACUUCAGAGAUCUAAUCAUGGAAGACAACCCGUCCCAUAUCUUUCUGCUGAAUUGUGAUGUUUGCUGCAGUUUUCCACUCCCAGAAAUGCUUGAGGCCCACAGAGCAUAUGGUGGGAUGGGAACUAUCCUAGUAAUCAAGGUCUCAGCUGAGUCAGCCAGCCAGUUUGGGGAAUUGGUAGCUGAUCCUGACACCAAUGAGUUGUUGCAUUACACAGAGAAGCCUGAAACUUUUGUCAGUGACCGGAUAAAUUGUGGUGUUUAUGUUUUUACACCAGAAAUAUUCACAGCCAUCCAGGGUGUUUCUUCUCAACGGAAAGACAGAGCUAAUCUGAGACGUGUUUCUAGCUUUGAAGCCCUCCAAUUUUCUACAAGGAGUCUUCCAACAGAUUAUGUAAGAUUGGAUCAGGAUAUCCUGUCACCCCUUGCUGGAAAAAAACAGCUAUAUACGUAUGAAACCAUGGACUUUUGGGAACAAAUUAAAACUCCUGGAAUGUCUCUAAAGUGUUCUGGUUUAUAUCUUGCACAAUUCCAAUUCACCUCACCCCAUCUUUUGGCUGGUGGUGAUGGCUCAAAGAGUGCUACUAUUGAAGGUGAUGUUUAUAUACAUCCAUCAGCGAAAGUACAUCCAACUGCUAAGAUUGGUCCCAAUGUCUCUAUAUCUGCCAAUGCUCGUAUAGGACCAGGUGCAAGGCUCAUAAGGUGUAUCAUCCUAGAUAACGUUGAGGUCAUGGAAAAUGCAGUUGUCAUUUAUUCAAUUGUUGGGUGGAACUCUUCCAUUGGGAGAUGGUCCCGUGUCCAGGCUGAAGGUGAUUACAAUGCCAAGCUUGGGGUUACAAUCCUUGGCGAAGGUGUUACUGUUGAGGAUGAAGUAGUGGUGAUUAACAGCAUUGUCCUCCCAUACAAGACACUCGAUGUUAGUGUUCAGGACGAAAUUAUUUUAUAGUAGACCUGGAAAGCUCCGAUUUCUGCCAUCUCUCUUUCUUAUACUGGGAAACCUUUUUUUAAAACAUAUAUCGAUUUGUAAAUUGAUAUUUGCAAUUUAUAAUAUUAAAAAUUUUGAUUUC